This is a messenger RNA of Rhododendron vialii, 3400 nucleotides long. RefSeq lists its product as uncharacterized. The record is from RefSeq and is a predicted model, not a curated record. The coding region runs from base 147 to 2771 and encodes 874 amino acids. Lineage: Eukaryota; Viridiplantae; Streptophyta; Magnoliopsida; Ericales; Ericaceae. The transcript is spliced from 5 exons.
UCUGAUUUGCUGGACCCCUUAAAGCAGCUGGAAGGAAGUUUAUGCGAUUGGAGAUACCAAAAGCUUUGUCUUCUCAAAUAAGAAUCGCACCACGUACGCAGUUCCUUUGGAAAUAUCAGAAGAACUAACGCGCGCCGUAGCAGAAAAUGUCUACUCCGCAAAGCAUAAUUGAGCAGUUGGGAUGUAGAGCCUUUUAUGAAGCGGUCAAUGCAGCGAGCAAAGCAGGGAAAUAUGUUCUUCAGUACAGUACGAACUUGGACAAAUUGCGAACUGAAAUGAGAAGUCUUGAAGAUCGUCGGGUAAUAAUCGAAAGAAAAGUUCGUGAGGCCAAUGAUCGCGGUGAAGAGAUCGAGAAUGCUGUUUCACACUGGCAAACGGACUCGGACAAGAUGAAAAGUUAUGUUCAGGACCUUAUCGAGCAAAGUACAGCCAAGGCAAAAAUGCACUGCUUUGCAUGCUCAUGUCCUAACAUCAAGUGGCGGUACCGACUGGGCAAACAAGCCGAAGAGAAGACAGUGGCUGUCAACCAACUAGCUGCUCGGGGCAGCCGAUUUGAUGUGAUUUCACACCCUAUGCCGUCUCCUCUAGAACUAGAAUUUCCAUCCUCCGAGAAUUAUGUUUUCAUGGAUUCUUGGGCAAUGUUAUUGCCCAAGGAGAGCCCAAUGUUUCAGGACUCGAAGAGAGUUAGGAUCUCACUGGGUUCUAACAUCGUCUUGAGACAUGAAGUGCCUUCUUUAAGAAAUGUGGUGGACGAAGACGAUGUGCUAUACCUCAGUGGCAUUAAGGGUUUGGAGAACUUGCUUCAUGACAACGGAGAUGGAAAUGUAUCUCUUGAACUUGAUUAUCUUCCUAAUGAGCAAAGUUCAAUCCUGCAAAGGCAUAGGCAGCAUUGGUCAAUUUCAUUCAAUAGGUUAAUUGUGUUUCAUAUUUCAGAUUGUAAGACAAAGUAUCUCUUCUCCCAAUCUACCGCGAGAGAACUUGUCAAUCUGGAAGAACUAAUAGUAAAAUCCUGUGAAAGAAUGGAGGAAAUAGUUGGAUUUGAAGGACAGAAUGAUGAAGAUGAACUCACAAGUGAGUUGAAGUUCAACAAAUUGAAGAGACUAGUGUUGCAAUUUCUACCAAACUUCAUAAGCUUUUAUGCCAAAAAGGAGAAGGUGGAAACAACCAUGGGAAGCCCUUCUGCCCGUGCCCAACCUCUUUUCAAUGAAAAGGUUAUUUUACCCGUCUUGGAGGUUUUAGAAGUGGAUUGGUUGGGUAACAUAGUAGAGAUUUGGGACAAGCAAUCGCCUUGGCUCAACGAACACACAGUGUCCUUCGGCAAACUAAGGGACGUGAAAGUCCAGCGCUGUGAGAAACUAACGAAUUUGGUUCCUUCCAAUAUACUUCCACGGCUAAAAAAUCUGCAAAAACUGUGUGUAGAAGGCUGUCCAAAGAUAGAAUCCGUGGUCUUCAAGAACGAAAAAGAAGGAGCAGCAGCUGAUGAGAGGACCUUGAUCAUCCCUCAACUACAGUAUCUUAGAAUUGGCGACAUGGAGAACCUUAAAAGUUUCUACUCGAGUUCUAGAGCAUCCAAUGCCCAAUCCUUGUUCAAUCACCAGGUUGUUUUACCCGUCUGGGAGGUUCUUGAAGUGGAUCGGUUGGGUAACACAGUAGAGAUUUGGGAAUCACCUUGGCUCGACAGGUUCAGAGAGUCCUUCGGCAAACUAAGGGACGUGAAAGUCCAGCGCUGCGAGAAACUGAUGAAAUUGGUUCCAUCCAAUAUACUUCCAUACCUAGACAAGCUGCAAAAACUGUGUGUAGAAGGCUGUCCAAAGAUAGAAUCCGUGGUCUUCAAGAAUGAAAAAGGAGCAGCGGCUGAUGCUAGUUCCUUGAUCAUACCUCAACUACGGUAUCUUAGAAUUAGCAACAUGGAGAAUCUUAAAAGUUUCUACUCCAGUUCUACAGCAUCCAAUGCCCAAUCCUUAUUCAAUCACCAGGUUAUUUUACCUGCCUUGGAGGUUCUUGAAGUGGAUCUGUUGGGUGACAUAGUAGAGAUUUGGGACAAGCAAUCACCUUGGCUCAACCAAAACAGAGUGUCCUCCUUCAAAUAUUUAAGGGACAUGAAAGUCCAGCGCUGCGAGAAACUGAUGAAAUUGGUUCCUUCCAAUAUACUUCCACGGCUAGACAAGCUGCAAAAACUGUGUGUAGAAGGCUGUCCAAAGAUAGAAUCCGUGGUCUUCAAGAACGAAAAAGGAGCAGCAGCAGCUGAUGAUAAUACCAUGAUCAUCCCUCAACUACAGUAUCUUAGAAUUAGCGAAAUGGAGAACCUUAAUAGUUUCUACUCCAAUUCUACAGCAUCCAAUGCCCAAUCCUUGUUCAAUCACCAGGUUACAUUCCCUAGAUUGGAAAAUUUGGAACUAGAAGGGUGUGCGAGUUUGAGAAAUAUAUUUCAUCCUUCCAUGGUCAAAGUUCUUGAAAAUCUCGGGGAACUAAUAGUUAAUGAUUGCUCGAAGAUGGAAUCAGUAAUUGACAAGGAAGAAGAAGUACAAGACGGACAACAGAGAAAGACAGAUAAAACUCAGUUCCGUCGUUUGAGUAAAUUGGAACUUUGUCGUCUACCAGAACUGAGGACGUUUUGCCACUUCACUCGUUCUUUAGAAUUGCCACUGCUAAGCGAGAUGGCCAUAUUUGAUUGCCCUAGCAUGGAUUCAUUUUCUUCGGGACAUGUGAGCACCCCUAAUCUCUCCUUGAAAGGUGUAUCACUGUAUCCCAAAAAACGGCUAAGAUGGUGAUGACAUGACAGUGACAGCACAAAAAAUCAAGAGGAUAAGGAACCAAAAAAUGGGUGAAAGAAAAUAUCUGGAAGGAUCUCCAUAGAAGAGGUGUAAUUGGCCGGGCAUUACACACUUUUCUUGAAUCACCUGUUAAUCUUCCAACACUUUUUUUAGCUCCAUAGUCCAUCUUUUGCUUUACUGUAUUUUGCCUUUCAGUAAUCCCAGCUUGACCUUAUUUUUGGUAAGUGUCAAAAACUAUUGAGCCUGAUCUAGAAUCCUGCAACACCGUAUUAACCCAUCCGUUGCUGUAAAAUUGGUGAGCAGUUCCUGUUUAGAAUUUAGCCCCACGCAGAAAUGAUAAACUAACUUGGUGCGUAUCAGGACUGAGGACUAGUCUUGUUUAGCUCUGAAAAAUUGGUUAAUAUGGAAAACUGUGAGGCUGCUGUUAGCGACUAUAUGAAUGUUGUUUUCAAGUAAGCUGAUUCUGAUAUUUAUCCUGUUUCUUAAAUUCUUGUACGUUAUGACAAAUAAGACAGAUGCGAAUACCCCUUCUAGUUUCCCCUUCCGAUGAUGAUUAGGCAUUGGCAUUUCCUAACUGCUAGAAUCUUUUCCGACAACCACUCAAAAAAAGUGGUAUCUUUUCUAUU